This is a messenger RNA of Hemiscyllium ocellatum (epaulette shark), 1454 nucleotides long. It is a transcript of the gene pdlim2, whose product is annotated as PDZ and LIM domain 2 (mystique). Gene Ontology annotation, biological process: heart development; actin cytoskeleton organization; muscle structure development. Bases 419 to 1348 code for a protein of 309 amino acids. Gene Ontology annotation, molecular function: muscle alpha-actinin binding; actin binding. Gene Ontology annotation, cellular component: stress fiber; filamentous actin; adherens junction. NCBI's taxonomy places the organism in Eukaryota, Metazoa, Chordata, Chondrichthyes, Orectolobiformes, Hemiscylliidae. The record is from RefSeq and is a predicted model, not a curated record. The transcript has 9 exons.
CCAGAGCUAACAUUUAAAAAUUGUGGUAUUUGAAGUGGAAGAGGACUGAGGAAUUGGCUUCUGGUUUUUGGGAGAUUAAUGAUGAAGCAACGUUUUGGGUUUUGUGAAAGUGUUCCACCUACAACAGGGCUCGGUUUGGAGCAAGCCGAGUGGCCGUCUGACCUCCCCUUGAAUGGAGACACGCCUGAAAUGGACGGCUAUUUGACUGUGGAAGGCAGCACAGUUCAACUGCGACUCACCCUAUUCCUGGUGGGAGCUGGGUUGAUGGUUUGUGAGUGAUAGCUGUCUGAGAGCAGAGCCAGGAGAUUUGGGAGGAUCCGGAUUUCUAAUAAAGGUCACCAGUGGGAGCAAAGCAGACUUAGUGGAUCUCCGGCUGGGUGACCUGAUCACCAGCAUCAAUGGGACGGAAACCUCUGACAUGCUCAACAUGGAGGCUCAGAACCGGAUCAGAAUGUGUGAAGGGGAUCUCAUCCUCAACAUUGAGAGGCCAGAGGCAGGUUCCCCUGGACCUCUUGAUGGAUCUCCCACAAACACUUUCCUUGCACAGAGAUUCGAGAGUGUCCUACACACGGACAAGGAUGAGAAUAAGAACCUUGUCGAGAGAAGGUGGAGUGCAAGCAACAGUCCACGAUCCCCAAACCUCACACCUGUCCGAUCCCUCUCUCCUGCACCUGAUCAGAAAUCCAUCUCUCCCAAUACUAACAGGAGGUCUGUAUCCCCAGCUUGGAGCUCGGAAGAGAAGGAGGAGACAGCAUUUCGGGGAAAUAUGGUGCCGAAGGGAUUCCAAGCAGGGAUUCAGGUCCGCAGGAGCGUCUCUCCUGUCUCCAGUUCCUACUCUGUGCCCAGAGUGAGCCACUCCACAGACUCGAGUCCCUCAGAGGUAAGGCAUCGGACUGAAGGAUCACGCUCUCCCAGCUCCGCCGCUCUGAGCAAAAGGGUCCCAGAUCGGCGUUCCUCAAAUCACAUCGACAUAGACUCGGAGGUUUAUAAGAUGAUCCAGGAGAACCGAGCUGCAAAGGAACCUCCUCGACAAUCCAAUCGUUUCCGUCAGCUUCAGGAGGCACUGGAUGCAGACCAGGACGGAGCAGUAGUUCAGUUCCCGGGAAGAUUCUCUCCCUCUGCCCCAAACACACCAGUGCCCAAAUAUCGUGUGUGUGAGAAAUGUGGAUCAAGCAUUACGACGGAGAUGGUGAAGAUUCGAGACGGCUGUUACCGACACCAGCAGUGCUACGCCUGCACUGACUGUGGCCUGAACCUCAGCAUGAGAGGCCAUUUCUGGUUUCAAGAUCAGAUGUACUGUGAGAAACAUGCUCAGAAACGGUUCCAGGAAGCAGAGGGGAGCUCAUGAGCUGGCCAGAUGCAAGGCUGACCGCUGAAGCCCUCCAGUCAGCCAGUGUGGAUCCCCUUUGUCAAAUACCUGCUGGUUUGAUUGAUUUAAUAAAGGAAUGAUGGCA